Trichomonas vaginalis G3 is the source of this 285-nucleotide messenger RNA. RefSeq lists its product as uncharacterized. The transcript has a single exon. The record is from RefSeq and is a predicted model, not a curated record. Lineage: Eukaryota; Parabasalia; Trichomonadida; Trichomonadidae. The coding region runs from base 1 to 285 and encodes 94 amino acids.
AUGUUUUUACUCACACUCGUACUCACCAGGUAUGAGUACAACUAUUUCAACUGUGAACCUUGUAGUGACCGGUCUUCCUGCAAAUGCAAGUUCGGUCAAUACACAGUUUAUGGUGGCAAGAAAGACAGUGGGGAAUGUUAUUCUGACAUCUGUUGUUGCGCUCGAGAGAGAAUUGAAAUUCCAGACCCAACUCCAACAAGAACUCUCAAGUUGCCAAAGACUCAUGUGAAGAAGAAGCCUUCUGGUAAGUUUCUUAUAGCCAUAUACAUAGCACGUUUAGAGUAA